Molecule: messenger RNA, 567 nt
Organism: Coregonus sp. 'balchen'
Lineage: Eukaryota; Metazoa; Chordata; Actinopteri; Salmoniformes; Salmonidae
Source: the annotation of a GenBank genome assembly
GCCUCUGGCACAGACCAGAGAACAGGCAAGGAGGUGGGGAAGGGACCCCAGGACACCUCAGACACUGUGGACCUGAGUGACCCGAACAAGCACUGCCACCUGUGUGCCGCCACCUUCAACAACCCCCACAUGGCCCAGCAACACUACGUUGGCCGCAAGCACCAGAGAAAUCACUCCCGCCAGCAGCUGCUCAAAGACCUGGGAGAGGACCCCGCACAAGAUACCCAUGCCCUACACUGUCUGACUGUCUAUGGUCAUCAGCCAGUCAAUGAAAUGGGUGGAAAGGAAAGCAUUCCUGGAAUGGAAAGGGAACCAUUGUCAGAGAAAAUGGGCUAAUGUUUUUAACCCCUCAAAUAGCUCUCUCUCCUUCAAAAAUGUGUCUAUGUGUUUGAGUGUUGUGGGGAGCCGAGCAAAGCAAGGUUUCUGAGUAAUAAUAUUAUUCUGUCUGCAAUUCCUCUGUCUGCAGCCAACUCCUGUCCAGUGUGUAACAUUAAGCUAGACUCUGUGGAGAUGUACCAGGCUCACAUGCAAGGAAACAAGCACCAGAUCAAGAGAACAACCACAUAA